This is a messenger RNA of Galeopterus variegatus (Sunda flying lemur), 426 nucleotides long. Its product is annotated as type II inositol 3,4-bisphosphate 4-phosphatase-like. Gene Ontology annotation, cellular component: cytoplasm. Bases 1 to 426 code for a protein of 141 amino acids. The record is from RefSeq and is a predicted model, not a curated record. NCBI's taxonomy places the organism in Eukaryota, Metazoa, Chordata, Mammalia, Dermoptera, Cynocephalidae. Gene Ontology annotation, molecular function: phosphatidylinositol-3,4-bisphosphate 4-phosphatase activity. The transcript has 5 exons.
AUGGAAAUCAAAGAGGAAGGAAGAUCAGAAAAAGGCCAGCACUUUCUUUCUACAGCCCAGGCAAAUGAUACUGGGGACUCUCAGUUCACAAGUGUUCAGAAGACUCCAAAUGAACCACAGUUGGAGUUCAUCCUUGCAUGCAAGGAUCUUGUGGCUCCUGUCCGUGAUCGGAAACUGAAUACGCUAGUGCAGAUCUCAGUAAUCCACCCCGCAGAGCAGAGUCUGACAAGAUACUCCAGCACUGAAAUUGUGGAGGGAACAAGAGACCCACUGUUUUUGACUGGUGUCACAUUCCCAGCUGAGUAUCCCAUCUAUGAGGAGACCAAAAUAAAAUUAACAGUCUAUGAUGUCAAGGAUAAGUCUCAUGACACAGGAUGUUGGAAGACAAAUGAGAUAAUAUCUGAAAACCCUUUGGAAGAAAUGUGA